Molecule: messenger RNA, 258 nt
Organism: Entrophospora candida
Lineage: Eukaryota; Fungi; Glomeromycota; Glomeromycetes; Entrophosporales; Entrophosporaceae
Source: the annotation of a GenBank genome assembly
AUGCAUCCAAAUUUAGCAUACCAUGAACAUCCAAAAUGUCUUGAUAUAAUCUUAAGAUUUGAAGAAUGCCAUAGGGCAAGUUUUUUUAAUAGAAUAUUUGGUAGGUGUAAUUCACUUAAAAGAGAAUUAAAUGCAUGUUUAUCAGCUGAGUUUGAAGAGAAAAGAUUAAAAAGUGCUGAAAGAUCAAGAGAAGUUCGUAAGAAUUACCAGAAAAUAUGGAAAGAACUUGAUGAAUUAGAAGCUACAAAUAAAAAAUAA